AUGGACAACGUGGAAAUAGUUGAACUCUGCUAUCCUCAGUACCUGAACCAAUCCUGCAGCGGACUGAAGAGACCUCGCUCUGAGGCCGUCCUACUCUACACACUACUCUCCUCCAUCACCGUGUCCACUGUUGUUCUGAACCUACUGGUGAUCAUCUCCAUAUCCUACUUCAGACAGCUGCAGACCCCUACCAACAUGCUGCUGCUCUCCUUGGCCACCUCGGACCUCCUGGUGGGGCUGCUGGUGAUGCCGGUGGAAGCGAUGCGGUUCAUUGAGCCCUGCUGGCUGCUGGGUGAUGUCAUGUGCGCUCUGUCUUACAUUGUCGGCUUCACUCUCACCUCAGCCUCUGUGGGGAACAUGGUGCUCAUAUCGAUAGAUCGCUACGUAGCAAUAUGUUAUCCCCUGCAGUACCCCACAAAAAUCACUCGCAGUAGAAUUGAAGUGUCUGUGAGCCUGUGCUGGGCCUGCUCUCUUCUAUAUAAUGGCCUCAUCCUAAAGGACCACCUUAGGCAGCCGGACAGAUACAAUUCAUGCUAUGGGGAGUGUCUGGUGGUCAUCAGCUACAUCUCUGGAACCAUCGACCUUGUGUUCACUUUUAUUGUGCCUUGCUCGGUUAUUGUCAUUCUGUACAUGAGAGUGUUUGUGGAGGCGGUGUCGCAGGCACGGGCCAUGCAGUCUCACGUUGCAGCUGUCACAGUCACCACAGUUAGAGUCACAGCAAAGAAAUCUGAGAAGAAAGCAGCCAGAACUCUUGGUAUCAUUAUCUUCAUGUUUCUGAUGACUUUCUGUCCGUAUUACUACCCGUCUCUUGCAGGACAAGACAUCUCCAAUAAUGCUUCAUCUUGGGCUAUUGUGUCCUGGAUGGUGUAUUUUAAUUCCUGUUUGAACCCACUUGUAUAUGCUUUUUUCUAUCCCUGGUUCAGAAAAAGUAUUUCUUUAAUUGUCACCCUGAAGAUCCUAAAGCAGGACUGCUCUCAGGCAAACAUACUUUAAACAUGACUGACAUGAAACUGUAGACUGGGAGAAGAAACUUAACAACCAGAAUAGUAACUAAUUUCUACAUGUGAGUGAGCGCUGCCUAGCUGAUCUAUAAGAAAGUUAUCUGCAGCUCAAAUAGGGCGAUUUGGACAGGAAAGUUACAACACAUUGUUUUGUAUUGAACGCAA
Molecule: messenger RNA, 1166 nt
Organism: Fundulus heteroclitus (mummichog)
Lineage: Eukaryota; Metazoa; Chordata; Actinopteri; Cyprinodontiformes; Fundulidae
Product: trace amine-associated receptor 13c-like
Exons: 1
Coding region: 1-993 (330 amino acids)
Biological process (GO): G protein-coupled receptor signaling pathway
Cellular component (GO): membrane
Molecular function (GO): trace-amine receptor activity
Source: RefSeq, a predicted model, not a curated record